Molecule: messenger RNA, 1529 nt
Organism: Suillus clintonianus
Lineage: Eukaryota; Fungi; Basidiomycota; Agaricomycetes; Boletales; Suillaceae
Exons: 8
Coding region: 160-1368 (402 amino acids)
Biological process (GO): aromatic amino acid biosynthetic process
Cellular component (GO): cytoplasm
Molecular function (GO): 3-deoxy-7-phosphoheptulonate synthase activity
Source: RefSeq, a predicted model, not a curated record
GAUGACUCGACCAAGAUCUCUUCAUCAGACUCUCAUUCGCCCUCCAAGGAGUUACUCUCAUCCUACCUCUUCAAGCUUAUCGUGAUUCUCACAAGUUAUCCUGACAACUGGUAUUGAUUCCGCCCAUCGUACUUAUCAUCCAAAAACCUAUAUAGUUCCAUGUCAGAAAUGGAUCUCUCAAUGGCACUUUCGUUCAAAGAUGCCCUUCAACGGCUUGAGAACCGUCGCGUCAAAGCGACGCGUCCAUUGAUUCCACCCCAAAUCCUCCAAGAAGACCUUCCUUUGACUUUCCUUGCUGCCAAUACUGUCCUUGAGGGACGUCGAGCAACUGAAAAUGUACUCAGGGGUGACGACGACCGGCUGAUGGUGGUGGUUGGUCCCUGCUCGGUGCACGACGUGGGUGCGGCCAUCGAGUACGCCAAGCUGCUCAAAGCCUAUGCAGACGUGGCUAAAGAUGACUUGCACAUCGUUAUGCGUGUGUAUUUUGAAAAGCCUCGGACGACUAUCGGAUGGAAAGGUUUGAUUAAUGAUCCUGAUAUGAAUUGUAGUUUCCAAAUCAACAAGGGGUUACGCAUCGCGCGUACCCUCCUUUUAGAUAUCGCUAAACUUGGCAUGCCUGCUGGCUGCGAGUUCCUCGACACAAUAUCGCCUCAGUACACGGCCGAUUUAGUGUCCUGGGGGGCUAUUGGUGCACGCACCACAGAGUCUCAAGUGCACCGAGAGCUAACUUCGGCACUGUCGAUGCCCACUGGAUUCAAGAAUUCGACCGACGGAUCCGUUGGCAUUGCGAUCGAUGCAUCUCGUGCCGCUCGAAGUGGCCAUGUCUUCCUCAGUGUGGGCAAAGAAGGCCUUAGCAGUAUCAUUGAAACCGAGGGCAACCCAGACACGCAUGUAAUCUUGCGUGGUGGCUCUAAAGGCCCAAAUUACGCCGCGGAAUACGUCCGUGACUGUGGCGAAAAGCUUUCCAAGGCUGGUCUUCCUUGCAAAAUCAUGGUUGACUGCAGUCACGGAAACAGCCAAAAACAACAUCGUAGACAGAUAGAAGUUGUAGAAGACAUCGCACAACAACUGGAGAGCCAGGAUACCUCGGCGUUUAUCAUGGGUGUCAUGCUCGAGUCUAAUCUCGUCGAGGGACGGCAAGAUAUGCCGUCGAGUGGUCCUGCUGGCCUCAAAUAUGGCCAGUCAGUCACCGAUGCUUGCCUGUCCUGGGACAUGACCGUCCCCGCCCUUGAGCGUUUGCGUGAAGGUGUUCGCGCUCGCCGAGAGUUGGUUUCUCGAAAAGCCAAAGGCGUGGAGCUUCUGGCUAACGGCGCGAAGGAACUGAAACUCAAAGAUGUGAAUGGCGUGAAUGGCGUCAACGGCCACUGAUAUUAAUGUGGCGUGCAUUGUGUACCAGUUUUACAAGUUCAUUAUCGCAUGUACGAGCUAUCUUUAUUCUCAAUCGCAUAUAUUUGUAGAUAUCGAAAAGCACAGACAACAUUCACUAUCCGAUUUUCGUCCUGUCUUUCAGCAGUACUUGUAUGCGGUAA